GCAGCAACAAACCGAAUGCCCUCCGCAGCAGAGGCGCCGCCGGAGCCCACCGCCACCGCAUCCAUGUCCUCCUCGUCCCCCGGCUCCCGCGGGCAGGCUUUCUUCUCCGUAGACCUCGCCGCUGCCGCGCGACGCCUCCUCGCGUUCCUACGCUCUGCGCCGGCCGGCGGAGCCGUCGGCCCGCGGUCUGUGCGGAGGUACGAGGAUCUGUGGCUGCCGCUCGCGGCGGAGGCGACGGGUGGAGGAGGAGAGGAUCCGGCGAUGUUGGUGCCCCCACCCGACGUGCAGCUCAUCUGGCUCUGCCACUGCUUCCACCAUCAGAGCUAUUUCUCAUACUGCAUAUCGAGGUUCGGACGCCUCAUCGAUCGGCCUUCAAUACUUGAUGCUGAGAAUGAGGAGUAUGCUGCUGACUGUUGUCGGGACCUCUGGGCUGCACGCUAUCCAUUGGACCCGUUUGACCUUGACAACAAUGAAUUUGAUGGAAGCAAUUUGAAUGCCAUUGACAAUGACGAUGCUAAUAGUGAAAUUGUCAAGAUAGUUCAAACUUAUGCUGGCCUAGCAGCCCGCUUUGCCUCACCCUUUGUCUCGGAAGGCGUCUACCAUGUUGCUGCGAAACGGCGGUACAUGCGGUUCCUUGACCUCAUCAGAGAGGGUGUGUGCACAACCAGACAAGACACACGGCUCGUACCUAGCCUCGACAUAUUACUGAUGUGGCUUGCUCACCAGAGUUUUCCAGUGAGCUAUGCAACAGACAUGACAGCAAUGGCUAUCAGGGACAACGUUACGAAAAUGGUGGUCAGUUAUGGAGAGGUGGUGAGUGAGGAGGUUGUGGAGAGGACAAGGGUGUUGUGGGAACAGGCAUAUGAUGAGCCAUAUGAUCUUUCUGGUUCAGAGGUUGAUGCCAGAGCAGUUGACACAGCAAGGGAAGCAUUCCACUGGGACGCUGCAGCAUCAGAAGAGGACGCCAACCGGCUGUACAAGGGGUUGCAACCUAGAUUUCUAAUGGAGGUAUAUGUGUUCCUGAAAGGAGAAUUUGACAGCGAGAACAUAAGCAAAGAAUUUCUCCGUUUGCGAGCACAGAGGUGCUGCAGAUCAUUAAAGCUCGACAAACCGAUGUCCAGUUUAUCCUGCAAAAACUGGCAGAAAACAUGGCAUCUGUAUUGUGAAUUUGCAACCCGAGGUCUCACAAUUGAGGUUAGGCGCAGCACGAGUGGGUGCUUCAGGAAUAGCAAGAUCCUCAGGAACAUAUCAUUCUCAUGGAACGAUAUGUUGCAUGAGAAAUCACUUAUUCUUACAGGAGAGCUGGAUGCCAGGAUGAGGGUUAUGGCAUCAAUUACCCCUCCAAUUCAAGCACCUUACUUGUUGAAGUGCGUACCUGACAGAGUCACUGAUGAUGGUGGGGCCAUGAUUUCUGAUGUCAUACUGCGCAUGAGAAGUUACCGUCCGCAAGAAGGACGGUGGCUGACCCGUACAGUGCUUGAUUACGGUGGGAGAGAAUGUUUCGUCAUUCGGAUGAGAAUAGGCAGAGGAAUUUGGCGGAGAGGACCUGAAACUCCCAUGGCAGUGAAAUGGGAAGACAGGAGCAUUGAGGUCCGAGAAGGCUCAUGGUCCUACAUUGCAAGUGCAACAUCCGUUGGUUAUGCACCAGAAAAAGUGGUUGGCACAGCAACACCAACUAAAAAUCAACAGGAGAAUAAGGUGGUUUGGAAUUUUUCUACUGGAGAUGUACUGACAGUGUGGUUGGGAGAUGACCUGAACUUUCAACUACAAAAUGAGAGCCCAGAAGAAGAGGCAAGGCUGCUUGUAGGGAGAAGAUUGAGCUACAGCAUAAACAAGGAUAGCACAUCAUAUAACCAUAAUGAGGAGGAGCAAUACAUCACCCUAGUCCGUACAUCAGCAGAUCAUCCUGAUGGUAGAGCAACCGUGCUCCUUAAUUGGAAAUUACUUGCAGUAGAGUUCUUACCCCAAGAGGAUGCAGUUUUUGUACUUCUCUUAUGCAUGGCAAUCACACGGACAAUGACGGAGAUUAGAAGGGAAGAUGUGGCUGGGCUUCUGGUGCGACGAAGAAUACGUGAACCACAGGUAGGGCAGAGAGACUGGGGUUCUGUGAAGCUUCCAAGCUCGCCUUCCCUUGACCCUCACUUGCAGCCAUGGUAUCGGAAUGCGGUGCGUGUUUUGAGCUCUGCAGAGACUGUGCCUAACGGAGUGAUGCCCACCAAGUACUCACCUACUGAUGGCAAGGAUGAGCUAUACAGGCAAGCUCUUAUACCUUGAAGCCCUGAUGGAGAUAACUUUGUGAAGAAAAUGUACAGGACAAAUAAUGAUCUUGGGGCGCGUCUGAUUAUGGUUGUGAUACACGGCUUAUGAAAAAAGGAAAAAAUACAUGGCUAAAAAUGGCUUGAUUUCUUGUCCUUUAUUGUUUGUCGAUAGAUCAAAAUCUUCUAUUCCUUGGAGUGCAUUGUAAUUGUGAAGUAUACAAAGGAUACAUGUUCCAUUGAAAGAGUUCCAGAAGAUGUUUCAAACUUGCCUCAGAAAAUAUACGUUUCCCAUC
Messenger RNA from Lolium rigidum, 2551 nucleotides. Its product is annotated as glycine-rich domain-containing protein 2. The coding region runs from base 16 to 2274 and encodes 752 amino acids. Lineage: Eukaryota; Viridiplantae; Streptophyta; Magnoliopsida; Poales; Poaceae. The record is from RefSeq and is a predicted model, not a curated record. The transcript has 7 exons.